Messenger RNA from Vicia villosa (hairy vetch), 817 nucleotides. RefSeq names its product protein PLASTID REDOX INSENSITIVE 2, chloroplastic-like. The coding region runs from base 54 to 578 and encodes 174 amino acids. NCBI's taxonomy places the organism in Eukaryota, Viridiplantae, Streptophyta, Magnoliopsida, Fabales, Fabaceae. The record is from RefSeq and is a predicted model, not a curated record. Gene Ontology annotation, biological process: regulation of gene expression. The transcript is spliced from 3 exons.
AGCUAGCGCCUAGCAGGAUAAAGGAACAUCACCUUGGUUUCUGUUUUUGAAGUAUGGCUUCUACUUCGUCCCUUUCACUCUUCCUCAUCCCUUCUUCUUCUUCUUCUUCUUCAAUUCCUUCGCUAUGCUUAUCCCAAACCACUAUCAAAUGCAAACACCGUUUCUCAUUUCCUUCUCUAAAUAGAAAGCUCGCAACUUUACCCUUUUCAUCCACAAAACGCUCCGUUACUAGAGCCGCCGCUGAGUACAAAUUCCCUGACCCAAUUCCUGAAUUUGCAGAUUCCGAGACCGAGAAAUUCAAAAAGCACCUUCUUGAUAAGCUUUCAAAGAAAGAUGUUUUUGAAGAAUCAGUUGAAGAAGUUGUUGGAGUUUGCACUGAGAUUUUCAAUACCUUCUUGCAUUCCGAGUAUGGAGGUCCUGGUACACUCUUGGUUGAUCCUUUCAUUGACAUGGCUGAUACUGUAACCGAACGGGGAUUGCCUGGAGGACCGCAAGCUGCACGUAGUGCUAUGAAAUGGGCCCAUGCUAAUGUCGACAUAGACUGGAACGAAUGGACGGGUGGUAAUAGCAACAAAUAAAAUACCUCUUCUUGUAUGUUGUAGAGCACUUAGUUAGAUCUGUAGCAGUUGUGGUGCACUGGUGCUUAUGUUGGUGCUAAGUUUAGAAUUAUUGUAGGGGGAAAGUACUUAUAGAAGAGUAUUAUUUGCUUACUCUGAGAACAUGAGCUUGAAGAUUUUGACAUUUAUUUUUAUUUGUGUUUACAUUCAAAAUAUGUGAUGUUUCAAGCAAUAUUAGAUAAAGCAAUUUAGAAAUAAAA